AUGAGCAUGAGCCUUCUCUAUUCCUCACUCAAUGAUUUGAAUCAAGCUGCCAUUGCGCAAGUGAUGGAAGUGGAUGAUGAUACUCCUCUUGAGAUUUAUUUUACAACGGCUCGGAAUUUGCUGAAAGAAGCAAAAUUGUGUCGGGAAUCUCAAGAUUUGGAAGGAAUGUACAAGUGUUUAAUUCAAUAUUUGAUAUUGGUGGUUAAAAAGUUACCUUCUCACAAGGAUUUAAAUGUGGAUGAAGAUCAAGAAGAAUCCGAUGAAUAUAUUAAAUGUAAACAAGAAUAUGAUUAUAACUUUCAAAAGUGUGAUCUAGUGAAACAGGAAAUUGAAAAACUUCGAGGUCAACUGAAUGAUCUCUAUGAUGAACAACAAAAAGCCAAAUCCAAAGAAAGAAUGGCAAGCUUACAGGAUUCGGAUCCUUUGAGAAGAAAAUCAGUUAUUCAACCAAUUGUACCAAGCGUAGCUGUGAACGCAACGACCGACAAGUUACCACUUCCUACAUCUCCAAGUGUUUUAAACAAGAGAUUUACCAUGUCCAUGAGAUCAUCAAAUCCGAAUAUUAUUUGCAAGACGCCAACCAUGAUUGCACAACGUUCGCGAGAUGAUCCCAAUAGAAUUGUUCGGGUUCGAUUACUUCCUGGUAUUAUUGCACACGAAGGAACUCAUACACCUACGAGUGUCUAUCAUUUGGUCACACCCAAGCAAAUGCAGGACAAUUUUGAAAAGUAUAGACCUCAACCACAACAACCACUUGUUCGUAAGACCUCUAAACAACCACCUCCAUUCCCAACUUCGUAUCAGACACCAACCAAUCAACAACCUUCCAACAUGAAUUAUCAGCAGACACCUGUUUAUCAACAGCAACAACAACAACCUACGUAUCAACAACAGCCGCCAAUGUAUCAUUCACAACAACAGCAACAAUACUCAUCAAUUUAUCAACAAGCCACACCAGUAGUUCAGUACACUCCACAAUCACAGACCUACUCAACAUCUAUUUAUCCUCAAUCUUAUUCUCAAAAUACUAAUUAUGUUGAGAGUACAUAUUCAAAUGCAGUUGAAAACGUUGCUUAUAAUGAGAGAGUUCAAGAAUAUGUUGGAAAACAAGUCGGAAAUUUAGCAACCAAUGAAAGAGUUCAAAAACAAGUGGGCUCAUCCAUUUCCAAUGCUGCUAAGAAUCAACAAGUUCAAUCCACAAUUGGAAAUGCUAUUGCAUCAAGCUCUGACAAUUCUUUUGUUCGAUCUGUAGCUACUAAUCAACAAGUACAAUCUACCGUUGGAACUGUGAUUGCAAACACAGCUGGUAAUGAACAAGUUCAAAAGGCAGUUGGAAAUGCAAUUCACAGAGCUGCCAAUGAUAAGGAAAUGCAAAAGAAGGUUGCUAAAGGAUUUGUUAGUGUUGCCAAAGGCGCUUUUUCUGCAACAAAGGCUGGUGCCAACUUGGGAUAUCAGCUUUACCAAGAAAAUAAUAAGAAUUGA
Messenger RNA from Naegleria lovaniensis, 1482 nucleotides. RefSeq lists its product as uncharacterized. The coding region runs from base 1 to 1482 and encodes 493 amino acids. The record is from RefSeq and is a predicted model, not a curated record. Gene Ontology annotation, biological process: protein K63-linked deubiquitination. Gene Ontology annotation, molecular function: K63-linked deubiquitinase activity. NCBI's taxonomy places the organism in Eukaryota, Heterolobosea, Eutetramitea, Acrasida, Naegleriidae. The transcript has a single exon. Gene Ontology annotation, cellular component: membrane; endosome.